This is a messenger RNA of Aspergillus welwitschiae, 895 nucleotides long. Its product is annotated as ankyrin repeat-containing protein ANK1. The coding region runs from base 329 to 844 and encodes 171 amino acids. The record is from RefSeq and is a predicted model, not a curated record. The transcript is spliced from 3 exons. Gene Ontology annotation, molecular function: protein binding. Lineage: Eukaryota; Fungi; Ascomycota; Eurotiomycetes; Eurotiales; Aspergillaceae.
GGGGAACAACAAUAGGAGACAAUAUCCUACUGGUAGUACUUUCAAAUGCAGCUGCAAGGAUUUUAUAUCGAUUAAAGCUUUAUGUGUUUUACUCAACAUUCAGGGCUACUGACUUACUACUCUGAAACACUACGUCGAUUGUUUCAGUUGCUUUGAGGCAUUGCUGAUCCCCAGUCCUCGUUUCCGACACCGCCUCCUUUACCACCUUCGCGGCUAACCCGGCCCCAUACUUGCGGCAUUUGUUUGACCCCUCCGCAACCACUUUGACUAUUCAAGAUACAGCUACUUGUCAUACUCUGUACCUUCCAUUUCUCAAGAACAAUCAAACAUGGCUGACGAAGGCGCUUCCCCCCGUGAACUAGUCGUAGAGGCUUGCCGUCGCGAUCAGCCUCAUUUGAUAGAGAGUGUCCUGGAGGGCAUGGAAGGAAAGUCAAAUGAAGAAGUGGCCGAGUUUUUCAACAGUGUGACGGAUUCGAUGGGGAACCAUGCUCUUCACAUAUGUGCUACGUACGGUAGCUACGACGUCAUGGACGCCCUCUUCGAUAUUCAGUACUUCGAAUGCGACCCCCUCACCCGUCUGGACAAAGAUACCCCGCUGCAUACCGCCGUGCGCUAUGCGAACGAGAAAGACGCCGAACUAGGCGAGGCAAUGAUCAAGAUGAUGUGCGAAGCUGGUUGCGAUCCGCGUGUCAGGAACAAGCAUGGUCAGAAGCCGGCUGAGCUCGUCUACAAUAACCAGGAGAUCAAGUCCACGCUACAGCAAGCAGAGUACAUCAUGGCGGAGGGGCUAAGGGAGGAUGCGGACAAUGGAUCGGUUCACGACAGCGCCAGUGACAGCGAAUAGACGUCAACAACUGUAUAUAGCGACUUUUUUUCGAUCAUAGAUAUACCACUG